Anopheles coustani is the source of this 2417-nucleotide messenger RNA. RefSeq names its product solute carrier family 26 member 10-like. Bases 131 to 2209 code for a protein of 692 amino acids. Lineage: Eukaryota; Metazoa; Arthropoda; Insecta; Diptera; Culicidae. Gene Ontology annotation, molecular function: bicarbonate transmembrane transporter activity; sulfate transmembrane transporter activity; chloride transmembrane transporter activity. The transcript is spliced from 6 exons. Gene Ontology annotation, biological process: transmembrane transport. Gene Ontology annotation, cellular component: membrane. The record is from RefSeq and is a predicted model, not a curated record.
UGUGACUGUGGGUUUCCAAGCUUUAAAGAGCGCCUAGGACCAACUAGCAACCGGUUGUUGAUCAGUCGUUUGGUCAGUCUAUCAAGUGUCGUUGAGCGGAAAGGAUCGUGCGAACACGCUCGCGAGCACAAUGAAGGGAGAUCCGGAAGUGGGUGAAAGUGGUAUAGUGAAUCCCACCUUCUACCAGGAGCUGACCGACGAGCGGGUCGCUCCGGGUGGUGCUGGAUCGAGUGAAAGUAUUCUACCACAGUUGACUGUGACCCGACCGAUCUACCAACAAGAUCAACUGAACGAUGCCUAUCGCUACCGGAAACCGAAAACCAAGCUGAAGCAAGUGCUGCUCGACAGCGUGCGGCCGACUGACGCGAAAAGUUGCUGUAGUAACGUCUUCCCACUGCUCACAUGGCUACCGGAGUACUCUUGGAGCCGGGAUUUGGUACGGGAUCUGAUCAGUGGAUGCACCGUGGCCGUGAUGCAUAUUCCUCAAGGUAUUGGGUACGCGUUGCUUGCCAAUGUUCCUCCGGUAGUUGGCAUCUACAUGGCGUUCUUUCCAGUGCUGAUCUACUUCCUUUUCGGUACUUCGAGACACAAUUCGAUGGGAACAUUUGCCGUAGUGUCCAUCAUGGUCGGCAAAACGGUCCUGGCGUACACGGGAACCAGCGAAGACGGAGAACCUCCUCGCACCGCACUGGAAGUGGCCACCGCCGUCGGGUUCGUCGUGGGCAUCAUGCAGCUCAUCAUGUGCGUCUGUCGGCUGGGGGUGAUAUCCUUCCUACUCUCCGAGACGCUCGUGUCCGGGUUCACGACCGGUGCGGCCAUCCACGUGGUGACGUCACAGAUUAAAGACCUCCUAGGACUGUCGCUCCCCACGGUGGGCAGCAUGUUCGAAAUCAUCAAGACGUAUAUCGAGAUCUUCAAGCAAAUCACCAAUGUCAACUGGGCCGCGAUCAUUGUCUCGGCCAUCACGAUCGUGGUGCUGGUGAUCAACAACGAGUACCUGAAGCCAAAGGUUGCCAAGCGCAGCGUCAUACCGAUACCGAUCGAGCUAAUCGCGGUCAUUGUCGGUACGCUGGUGUCGAAGUACUUGGAGCUACAGCAGAAGUAUGGCAUCAAAACGAUUCAAAAUAUCCCCACUGGACUGCCUGCACCCUCACUGCCCGAUUUCAGCCUCAUGCCGUCGAUCAUCAUCGACAGUUUCCCGGUAGCGAUGGUCGGUUACACGGUGUCCGUCUCGAUGGCACUGAUCUUCGCGAAGAAAGAAAACUAUGAGAUCGGAUUCAACCAGGAACUAUUCGCGAUGGGCGCCGGGAACGUGUUCGGGUCGUUCUUCUCUUGUUUUCCGUUCGCGGCAUCUCUGUCCCGUUCUUCGAUACAGUAUUCGGUAGGUGGACGCACUCAGAUCGCUUCCGUCAUCUCGUGCGGUUUGCUGGCGAUCGUUCUGCUGUGGGUAGGACCUUUCUUCGAGCCACUGCCACGGUGUGUCCUUGCGGGAAUCAUCGUAGUUUCGCUUAAGGGUCUACUGAUGCAGGUGACACAGGUUAAGAGCUUUUGGCAGCAGAGCUACAUCGAUGGGCUGGUGUGGAUAUUGACGUUCCUUUCGGUGGUCCUAUUUGCGAUCGACAUCGGACUUUUAGUGGGCAUUGUGUUGAGCGUAUGCUGUAUUCUCUUCCGCGCCCUGAAGCCGUACACGUGUUUGCUUGGAAACGUACCGUACACCGACAUUUAUCUGGACGUCAAUCGAUACGAUGGGCUCAUUCAACACGCAGGGCUGAAGAUAUUCCAUUACUGCGGUGCACUCAACUUUGCCUCCCGGGCGGCCUUCAAGGCGACACUCUGCGAAACGCUGGGCAUCAAUCUCACCGAGGAAAUCAAACGACGAAAAGACCUAGACUGUAAACCUUCCACUGAGCAUAACUUUAAGUACAUUAUUCUAGAUUUUUCGUCGCUCAGCUCUAUCGAUCCUUCCGCCAUCGUCACGUUUAAGGCCAUGGUGCGAGAGUUUGAGGUUCUGGAUAUUCAAGUAAUCCUAGCCGGCUGUCAACCGCCCGUUUUUGAGACGAUGCACAAGUGCGGACUGCUCGGCAGUCUGGACAAACCGUUCUGCCGAGUAUUCCUUACCGUGCAUGACGCGGUGCAGUUUGCGCGUGAGGCCAACUGUACCGGAUCCAUCAGUGGCAGUGUUGUUUCGGAAUCAACCGGAGUUAUGUAGAUCCCGAGCUCACCGGAAACACUCCUCGCUGCUGCCGUGCAGUAGCAAAGUGUACUUAAACGCUGAUAUAAUCCGUUAGACAAGGGAUUCCAAGGCACGUGCACAGUAUUUCGAUAUGAUAGAAAAACAAAGUAGUUUUAUGAAGAAGUUACUCUUUGAAAAACCAUGCAUUUGUAUAGGUUGUAUCUGACGUAAUAUAUGUUGUUUA